This is a messenger RNA of Vitis vinifera (wine grape), 1031 nucleotides long. RefSeq lists its product as uncharacterized. Bases 74 to 631 code for a protein of 185 amino acids. NCBI's taxonomy places the organism in Eukaryota, Viridiplantae, Streptophyta, Magnoliopsida, Vitales, Vitaceae. The record is from RefSeq and is a predicted model, not a curated record. The transcript is spliced from 2 exons.
CACAAAAACUCUCUUUUAAAACCUGUCUCCAUCUCCAUGAAAAAGCACUUUAGAGAGAGUAGUAGCAAGAAAGAUGGGGAGGCUAUCUUCAGAAACAGAGCCCAUGGUUUCACCUUCAGUCUUCACCAUUGAAACCGCAGACCCAGAUGCUAAAACCCUAGAGAAACGUCUAGAAACCCUAGAAAUUGAAGAACAAGGACAAUGGCCUUGUGGAUUGAGCACCACCAACAGCGGCAGCAAGAAGAAGAAGAAGCAGAAGAAGAAGAAGCAGGUGCUGCUUGAAGGGUAUGUAGAGACAGCCGAUGAGGAUGAUCUGAUGAGGACCAAGAGCUUGACUGAUGAGGAUCUUGAUGAGUUGAAGGGGUGUUUGGAUCUGGGAUUUGGGUUCAGCUACGAGGAGAUUCCUGAGCUCUGCAACACCUUGCCUGCUCUCGAGCUCUGCUACUCCAUGAGUCAGAAGUUUAUGGAUGAUCAGCAGAAGGCGCCGGAGUCUUCGCCUGCCGCGUCGGAGAGUCCCGGUCCGAUUGCCAAUUGGAAGAUAUCCAGUCCCGGUGAUCAUCCGGAGGAAGUUAAAGCAAGACUCAAAUUUUGGGCACAGGCCGUGGCAUGUACUGUUAGGCUGUGCAGCUAGAUGACAUUGAGCUGAUGAACCCAUCAUCAGCUAAGCAAAAUGGACACAUAUUUCCCUCACAAUGGGAAAGGGAUGAGCCUGGACCUUCAUGGAGAUGAUCACAGUUGUACACACCGGUGGUCCUUUUCUGGACCAAUGCUGGCAGGGAUGGGAGUUCCUGCAAUCCUUUAACUGGGGAUGGAUAAUGCCUGAAUCUGUCAAUGAUGGUUUGGGUUUCAAUCAAGAAGUUUCAAUCAAGAAGAAGAGGAAGAAGAAGAAUGUUUCAGGUCUGAGAUUAACCAAAAUACCAAUCUGAGUUUUGACUUAAUUCUCGGGAAGCUAAUUCCUAGCUUAUGAUUAUUGUAUCCAGCAAAGUUUGGAAAUAAAUAAGUGAGAUGAAUAAAUUUCUUCUUCAUCAUCA